This is a messenger RNA of Charadrius vociferus (killdeer), 1411 nucleotides long. It is a transcript of the gene RETREG3, whose product is annotated as family with sequence similarity 134, member C. NCBI's taxonomy places the organism in Eukaryota, Metazoa, Chordata, Aves, Charadriiformes, Charadriidae. The record is from RefSeq and is a predicted model, not a curated record. Bases 1 to 1212 code for a protein of 403 amino acids. The transcript is spliced from 9 exons. Gene Ontology annotation, biological process: reticulophagy.
AUGGCACAGCCAGCGUCUGACAGGGAGGAGGAGGAAGAGAAACUUGUUAUGUACGGCCUAUCCACAAUGCGGCAUCUGUUUUUUGCUCUGACUUCUCUUCGCUUGCUGUUCCUGGUUGCAUUAACCCUUAUAAUAGUAGUUUGUGUAGAUCAGUGGAAGAACAAAAUCUGGCCUGAAAUUGGAGUGGCAAGACCUGACGAAUUAGACAAUGAGAGCUGGGGAUACGUUCACCCUCGGCUGCUCGGAGUGCCAGAACUCUGUCACCAUUUGGCUGAAGGAUGGGUGGCUGGGACCAGCUUCUUAAGUAACCUCUUCAUUUUCAAGAGGCAAAACCCUGGAAAGUUUUGCCUUCUAGUGUGUGGAGUCUUUACUUUCCUGGCUGUCCUGGGCCGGUAUAUCCCUGGACUCUUGCUCUCAUACUUGCUGUUGCUCUUCAUCCUGCUGUGGCCCCUGGCUGUGUACCACAGACUGGGGCAGCGCAUGUACAUGAAGCUGGAGCCAGCUCUGCAGCGGCUGGAUUUCAGCGUUCGAGGCUACAUGAUAUCAAAGCAGCGGGAGAAGCAACUGCGUCGCCGAUCCCUUAAUCAGGAGGCUGUGGAUGAUGGGAGUGACAGCGAAGAGGAGCUUGCCGCGUUCUGUCCCAAGCUGGAUGACUCUGUGGUCGCCAAGGAACUAACCAUCUCCGACUCGGAGCAUUCGGAUGCUGAGGUUUCCUACACUGAAAAUGGGAUGUUUAACCUUUCGAGGGGCCAGACUCCCCUGACAGAGGGCUCAGAAGACCUGGAUGGUCACAGUGACCCAGAAGAGUCUUUUGCCAGGGAUCUCCCCGACUUCCCUUCCAUUAACCCAGAAGCAACUGGCAUAGAUGACGAAGAUGACACCAGCAUUGGGAUCCCAAGUCUGGCCUACCGCCCACAAGUGACAGAAGAUCUGCAUCUCCCUUAUGACCAGGAAGAAUCCGGCGCACUGCCAUCUGUACAGAAUCUUACUAACAACAUAGCCGGAUUUGUCACCAGAGGAAUGAUACAGCUUGCGCUGUCAGGAGCCCCUCAGCCAGGCUCCUCACGCAGCGACAAUCCCCAGAGAGGUGCAAAGACUUAUCUUAGAACGGCCAGCUCGGACUUGGACACUGAUGCGGAAGGGGAUGACUUUGAACUGCUGGAUCAGUCCGAGCUGAACCAGCUGGACCCUGCUGGCUCACGGGGCCAGUAAGCAAUCCUGUCACUUCCCGCUGGUUUUCAAUUGCACAUCAUGGAGGGGAAUCCUGGAAGGAAAGGCCUUGCACAGUUAUCUAGAUCGUCUCCUGUGUGAGUAUGAGUGACGUGGCAGCCAGUCCUGGCUGGGAACACCACUGUGACUUGUGACUCUGUAGCCUCGCUUGGAUUUUAAAAUAAACUACACUGGUAAUUCA